Musa acuminata AAA Group (dessert banana) is the source of this 1110-nucleotide messenger RNA. RefSeq lists its product as uncharacterized. The transcript is spliced from 7 exons. Bases 58 to 783 code for a protein of 241 amino acids. Lineage: Eukaryota; Viridiplantae; Streptophyta; Magnoliopsida; Zingiberales; Musaceae. The record is from RefSeq and is a predicted model, not a curated record. Gene Ontology annotation, cellular component: chloroplast.
CUUAUCUCUUUUGCUCUGUGGAAGAAGAAGCCUUUCUCGGUUUAUCGUUUCCGUCCCAUGGCCGUUCGUCUCCUCCUCUCCUGCUCCCCGAAACCCCCUUCUCGAAUCCAAAACCGUAGUUCAAGCCCUAACACCAGGUUCCCUCUCAGCUUCGAAUCGAGGAGCUUCUCGGAUUGGUGCUUCAUCAGGCGAGGACUAGCCGUCUCCGUUGUUUCCCUGGCCCUCGCAUUGACCAUCGGAAGCUCUCCUCCUGGUGCGCUAUCUGAGGCGCUCCCUCCUUCUUCCCGGAACCCUGUUCUCGCUGGAAUUGCCAACACCAAAUCGUGGUUUCAGUUCUACGGCGACGGGUUCUCGAUCCGUGUCCCACCGCUCUUCGAAGACAUAAUGGAGCCAGAGGAAUUUAGUGCUGGAUUCUCAUUCUAUGGCGACAAGGCAAAACCUAAGACAUUUGCAGCUCGGUUCGCCUCCCCAGACAGAUCGGAAGUUGUAACUGUGGUGAUUCGGCCAACCAAUCAGCUCAAGAUCACAUUCUUAGAGGCAAAAGAUAUUACAGAGUUAGGUACUCUCAAGGAAGCAGCAAAGAUAUUUGUACCUGGUGGUGCAAAUCUGUAUUCUGCUCGUACCAUAAAGAUUAAGGAAGAUGAAAGUCUUAGGACUUAUUACUUCUAUGAGUUCGGCAUCGAUACACAGCGUGUUGCUUUGAUGACUUCUGUAUAUAGUGGAAAGGUAGUUAUUCCUGGCAUACAUAGCUGGUGCAGCUGCUCCAGAAAACAAAUGGGAUGAUGACGGUGUCAAUCUACGUUCCGCAGCUAUAUCCCUGUCGAUUGUGUAAGUUUCUGCAGAACGAUGCAGUUUUUGAAUGCAAGAUAGAGCCAAACGAUGAUUGAUAGGCACAUUGCACCUCGACUAGCAUGUCAGGCCAUGAAGGGAAGCAUGUCAAAUUAGGGAAAUUUUACAUUACAAUUUGACUAGAGAGAAAAGGGGAGAUUUAGUGUUUGUUUCAUCCAAUCUUUGUUAAGCGAUACACAUACCUUGAAAUCUUGUGUUUCUGUAGCUACAAUCGGUUGUCAAAUUUCUUGUAAUAUUAAUAUCCAAGAGAUUAUUGAAUCA